AUAUUCUAGUGAAAAAGGGCGUAAGUGCUAUAUUUUUGGAUAUUUUUCUUUAUAUAUUUUACGAUAGUAUUUACAGCCCUCCGUAGUAUUGGCUGUAAACGUGUUACGACUCGUAAAUAAUAUUCUGUGGCACUCCUUACACUUGGAUAUCAAGGAGUGUGGCCAGCCGAGAGCUUGGAAGGUCAGGCGACGGUGCGCGGCAGUUCAGUGGACUACGCAGCAGCACUCCUGCUCGCUGCAAUGGCGGCAGUCUUACUUGCUGCUGUGGGGUACCAGUGCGCUGCCACUUGGAGGUGGAUUAUGGGCAGAUACCUUUGGUGUAGGACUCGGAGGGACUCGGAGGAGAGCAACUGUGACUCCCUGUCAAGACAAGCUGCUAUUCGCAUCAGCCACUCCUUGCCUGAUCUCCAGACAGAACCCUUGAAGCAAGAGUAUGUUCAGGAGCAUAAGGACCCGGCUAAGAAGCCUUGUACCCAGGUCCUCCGUCAGACCACGCUGCCGAUAGUCCCCACGCGCCACCAGACCUUCCAGCGGCAGCUGUCUCAUCGGCUGGACUUACCUUCCAUCCAGUUCAGCAUCUGCAGCCUGGAGCGAGCUGACUCCUCUAUCGGACUUAUUAAGCCGGAGCUAUAUAAGAACGAGCUAGUGCGUCAAUCAUCAACCGACAGCGCGGAGUUGGAGUUCUGCGGCAAGCUGCACUUCGCUCUCAAGUACGAUCAGGAAGUAGAGGCUCUGGUUGUCAAGAUAUUCGAAGCCCGCGACCUUCCGAUCAAGGACGUGACUGGCAGCAGUGACCCUUACAUCAAGGUGUUCCUCCUCCCUGAUCGCAAGAAGAAGUUCCAGACCAAGGUGCACCGCAAGAACCUCAACCCGGUGUUCAAUGAGACUUUCUUGUUCAGCGUCCCAUAUGAAGAGCUACGUCAACGCUACAUCCAGUUCUCAGUCUACGAUUUCGACCGGUUCAGCCGUCACGACCUGAUCGGCCACGUGGUGCUGAAGGGGCUGCUGGAGUCGGCUGAUCUGCAUCAGGAGAUCGAGUAUACUAUGAAUAUACUCGCUGCGCCUCAGGAGAAGAAGGAUCUCGGUGAGCUGAUGCUAUCGCUAUGCUACCUGCCCACUGCGGGCCGUCUCACCGUCACCGUCAUCAAGGCGAGGAACCUGAAGGCGAUGGACAUCAAUGGGUCUUCUGACCCCUACGUGAAGAUCUGCCUCAUCUGCCAAGGCAAGCGCAUCAAGAAGAAGAAGACGACGGUUAAGAAGAACACUCUGUCACCAGUGUACAAUGAGGCGCUGGUCUUCGACCUGCCAGCUGAGAAUGUGUAUGACAUCACGUUGCUGGUCAAAGUCAUUGAUUAUGACAGGAUUGGCCCAAAUGAGCUUAUCGGCUGCACAGCAAUAGGUUCGACCCUGAUCGGCAUCGGCCGUGACCACUGGCUGCAGAUGUUGGACAACCCUCGCAAGCCGGUGGCCCAGUGGUACCCGCUGAACAAGAGCCCGCCGGCUAACAUCACGAUACCUAACAAUAAUGGCCCGAAUACUGGACUUAGCUGCUUGAAUGGAAGAUGAAGAGACGAAGGAACAAGGACUGAAGAUAUCAACAUCAAUUAGAAGGCGUCGACUGUAGUGACGUAGACAGGUAUUCUCGCGAUGCCAAAGCGUUUAUAGUAAGUAAAUGUGAUUAUAAUAAACGGUUGUAUGUCCAUUUACAGUAGAGAAAUGAAUCAGAAUCAAUAUUAAGUGAUAUUGAAACGUAGAGAAAGAAUUAGAUUAGAUAUCUGUUGAUGUAGAAGAAAAUGAAUUUAUCCAUAGACGUUCUAAAUGUUUAUAGAUGAAGUAUAAUUUGUAGCCAGUAGUUUGAAUAAUCCAAUGUAUUCUCAUAUCAUUGCCAUACAUUUCCUACGUCUAUACUUUACUGACCAUGUAUUUGUCAAGUUAUAUACAAUGUUACUUCUAUGUACACCUUGGAAUACGCACACUUCAAAUUCAAGACUUAUUCACAUCUUGUACAUAUUAUAUACUUAUUAAUGUUGUAUAGUUGUUGUCUUUUACGAUAAGAGUAUUUAAACCUAUCGUCAUACCUUUAACUAUUUGAUAUGUUAUUAAAUUCUAAUUACAUAUUGCAGCGUUACGAUUUGUUAGAAACGGACGAAUGUUACGAACAUUCUUUUAUCGGACAAUAAUGUAGUUGGAAAAAUAUAUAUUAUGUAUAAAUUUUGCGAAAUAUCUACGAAAUUUUUAUUUUCAACAACAGCACAAGAUAUAUAAAUACAUAUAAUUUGUUAUAUAUGUUACAUGAAAUUGUAAGAUGAAAAUGAAGCUUUAAAUCGUGUUAAAAUUAAAAUAUAUCAAUGUAUUUAAAGUAUAUAUUAUAAACAUAAGUUUUAAAGUUAUAUAUUAUAAAACGUGUAUUAAAUGAUAAACAAUAGGCAUUGAUUUAAAAAGCUGUCAUGAUGAAUUUAACGCGUGAAACAGAAUAUUGUUUGUAGACCGGCUCAGCCGUAACUUGAACGAGAUUAAUUUUAAAUUGACAUAUUUAUUACAUUGCACCCUUUGUACGACGCGUGCGUUUAACAUUUAAUGGAAAAUGUAAAAGUAAUUCAUUUAAAUUCAGAUAAUCCUUAUCUUUUUCAAUCGAAUAUAGCUUAAUCUUUGAUAUUCAAUUAAAUUGCUAUUUUUUGAAAAUUAUUUGUUACGAAAAACAUUUAUGGAUGUAUACCUAUAUAUCUAGGUGUAAGAUUAAUGUUAAGGUUAGAUAAUCCUCUGCCUCUGCAAAUUUUCUACUGUUAUCGUAUUGUGUCACUCGAAGUUCAAGAUUUCCUAAAUGAUGAUAUUUUUCUGACAAGUUUCCAUGAUUAAUGGUACAGUUUUGAUGACGUGAAUUCAGAACGAAAUUAUUUGGUAAGGAAGUGAUAUUAAUCCGAGGUUACGAAUUCUCAUAUCGUAAAUCCGAGUAUAUAUUCUAAAGUAUAUAAUGUAGAUAGAAACAUAUCUAUGUAAUUUAAUGUGUAUAUUAUGAGAACCUUGAUAAGAAAAUUUGCGUGUUUCAACCCGUGGUUUUCCUCGGUAUAUAGGAACGUUAAAAAGCAAAGUACCUACAUACUUACAUACACAUCUUUUGCGUUCGUCGACUCGGCGUUUCCGUAGCGCAAAUUUGCCGUCGUGCGUUUUUAUCUGAAAAGCCCUUUGUCAAGCCAAGUCUUUGAAGUAAUACCAAAUCAGUUGCAAUUGAAGACAAAUGCACACAAUAAAGAAUUAUCUGUCUAGAAACAAUAUACGAUCAGACAGGGCAUUGACCCGCAUCAAAAAACAAAAUACUCGAAAUCUACAUGAUAUUGUAAUAUUGUAAUAAUUUUCGUUUUAAAAAGGAAUGACAGUACAAGAGAAGGUUGAAUGAGAGGUAAUAUUUUUGUAUGAGAUUAGGAUACUUGUCGUAAACGUUGCUAAGUCUUUAUACUGUAUAGCUGUAAGUGGAUGUAAGUACUUAUACUGAUUUAUGAAUAAAAUGUUGACAUUUUU
Helicoverpa armigera (cotton bollworm) is the source of this 3516-nucleotide messenger RNA. Its product is annotated as synaptotagmin-6. Gene Ontology annotation, cellular component: plasma membrane; exocytic vesicle. Gene Ontology annotation, molecular function: SNARE binding; clathrin binding; calcium ion binding. The record is from RefSeq and is a predicted model, not a curated record. The transcript is spliced from 11 exons. Gene Ontology annotation, biological process: calcium-ion regulated exocytosis; cellular response to calcium ion; regulation of calcium ion-dependent exocytosis. NCBI's taxonomy places the organism in Eukaryota, Metazoa, Arthropoda, Insecta, Lepidoptera, Noctuidae. Bases 241 to 1566 code for a protein of 441 amino acids.